Messenger RNA from Sebastes umbrosus (honeycomb rockfish), 672 nucleotides. It is a transcript of the gene ndufb10, whose product is annotated as NADH:ubiquinone oxidoreductase subunit B10. Bases 93 to 608 code for a protein of 171 amino acids. The transcript is spliced from 4 exons. NCBI's taxonomy places the organism in Eukaryota, Metazoa, Chordata, Actinopteri, Perciformes, Sebastidae. The record is from RefSeq and is a predicted model, not a curated record.
AGUGUCUUCUGCGCAUGCGCCGCCUCUAGAGGAGAGCUGUCUGAGGUCGAACUGGAGGAUUUCUUCAGUCUUUAGCAGAAUAAAGCAACAAAAUGCCGACAGAUUAUGAUAAAGGAGCUUAUCCGGAGCCUCCUCGGCAGACUCCGGUUGAGGACAAACAGACAGCUCUACCAAACCCAGCUCUGAUCGUGUCUAAACUCUUCUAUUACUCCGUGGACCUGCCGGUCUCCACAUUCAGAGGUGUUGUUGACAGUAUUCGGUCUAACAACAAGGCGGUGUACUACCACCAGAAGUUCCGCCGUGUUCCUGACCUGACGGAGUGCCAGGAGGGAGAUUACCUCUGCUACUAUGAGGCUGAGAUGCAGUGGAGGAGAGACUACAAAGUGGACCAGGAGAUUGUGAAGGUGGUCCAGGAGCGUAUGAGGGCCUGCCAGACGAGAGAGGGACACAGCUACCUGUUGAACUGUGCUAACGAAAUACAGCAGUUCAACGAGGUGACCAAGAACUUCCAGUCACGCUAUGGAGACCUGGGAGCGUACGCCAGCGGGAGGAAAUGUCUAAUGAAGCAAAAAGAACGGAUGAUGGCUGCUCAGGCCCAGACAGCUUAAGAACAGCUCCCUAACUAUCUGUCCUGUGUAAUAAUUGUAAAAUAAAAUGUUAUAAGAUAAGUCA